Molecule: messenger RNA, 2435 nt
Organism: Ruditapes philippinarum (Manila clam)
Lineage: Eukaryota; Metazoa; Mollusca; Bivalvia; Venerida; Veneridae
Exons: 1
Coding region: 134-1957 (607 amino acids)
Biological process (GO): positive regulation of DNA-templated transcription
Cellular component (GO): nucleoplasm; chromatin
Molecular function (GO): zinc ion binding; ubiquitin-protein transferase activity
Source: RefSeq, a predicted model, not a curated record
GACAUACAUGCUUUAUAAUCUUCAAUAAUAGCAUUUAAUGAUAAUGAUGUUUUUUUAUUAUAUGACUUUAAUAAAGUAAAAGGCUAUAAAGCAACAGAGAUUUAAUUAUUAAGACAAGAAGGAAGGUACUAAAAUGGCUACUAAUGUCAGUAGAUCACUUACACAAGACUCUGAUGAAAUUAAAGAAAUGUAUUGUGAGGAAUGUGACAGACAUGGUGAUGGUUAUGCUACAGCUGUAGCUUUCUGUGUAGAUUGUUUGGAUUAUUUAUGUGUGACCUGUCAAAGAUAUCAUAAGAGACAAUUUAAAACUCACAAACUCCAAGACAGUAACAGUAUGCCACAGGAUUUUUAUUUUGAGAAAUGUUCCACUCACCCUGGACAACUGAUCAAGUUGUACUGCUCUGAAUGUAUUAAAGAAGCAUGCCAAGAAUGCAAGGAUAAUGAGCAUGUCAACUGUAGUGAUGUUAACCAUUUACCAACGCUUGCUUCAGACAUACAAAAGAGUGAUGAGCUUAUAAAUCUAAGAAAAAUCAUGGAUCAAGUGUCAAUGAAUAUAAAAGACACAGAAAAGCUGUUGGAUGCAAAACGCGAAGUGAUUAUGAAACAAGAGGAAAAUGCAACUGAAACAUGUAAAGAGCAUAGCAACAAACUGAUAGCAACUUAUAAGCAACAUCAUCAAGAGCUUAUUGAUGAUUUUGAUAAGAAAAUGGAAGAGACUGUUGCCAGGUUGAAGAAAGAAAGGUCAGAACUAAUUCAAAAGAUAUCUGAAAAGGAAAGAAAGUUUGAAGAAAAAGUAACAAAAGCUGAAAAAGAUAUAAAAGAAGAAGUUGUUAACACAAACAUAAACUUUAAAGAACUACAGUUGGAAUAUUUGAACUUGGUUGGAAAUUUGAAGGCUAUCAAUGGUGACCUAGAACAGGCUCAGAAACUAGGUCAAAACUGUAAACUAUUUAUAAAACUGAAAUUAGCGAAACAAAUGUGUAACCAAAUUCAAGCUACCACUUACCAAAUUCAACAUUCCUACAUACAACGCUACAAUCUUAGGAAAUCUGACAUUCAACAAACGAAACAAUCAGUAGAGGACCAAACAACAUUAAACUCUCUAGAUGAUCAAACAUGGUUUUUCUCAUUUGAUGAAGUCCAUGUAUCAGCUGUAGAAAGAAAACUUGCUUUUAAUUUUGAUAUCAAUCACAAGUUUAAAAAAAUAACUUCUUUGCUAUCUGAACAUACACUUCUCGCGCUAGAUUAUGAUAGGUGUAGUCUAAUCAUAAUACCACUUGGAAAGUCAAAUGCAGAAUAUAUCAAAGAAAUAAAACUUAACAGCAAACCAUGGGGAGUAACAAAAGUGUCAGAUUAUAAAAUUGCUGUAACAUUCCCAAAUGAAGGAAAGAUCAGACAAAUAACAUUCUCAGAUGAUAUGGAAGUUUUAGAUACCACUGACAUACCAGGACAUGGUCGUUGUUUUGAUAUUGCUUACAGUAAUAACCAUUUUGUUGUUUCAUAUUUCAACGGGUUUACAGGUUGUAUUAAGAUUUUAAGUAUAUCAGGUAUAAAAGUGAAAUUAUUUGCUUUAGAUGACAAUGGCUGGGAUCUGUUUAUCAAGCCUUAUUACUUGAUUGUUAGUCCUGACAAUACUAUGAUAUAUGUUUCUGAUAUGAGAAGACACACUGUGACCUGUCUGACUUUUGAUGGGGAGGUGGCAGCCAUUUACAUAGAUGAUCAAUUGAAAGCUCCUCAUCAACUUGCUGUUGAUGAAUAUGGAUCAGUUUAUGUGUGUGGUUAUGACUCAAACAAUGUCCAUCAAUUAUCACAUUAUCUCACCAAAGUGAAAAUACUAGAUAAAAGUCAUGGCAUAGAUACACCAACAAGUAUUGCAUACUGCCAGAAUACGAAGAAAUUAUUUGUUGGAAUGAAUCAAAGUAGUAAAAUAAAGGUUUUUAAUGUGUCACUUGACUAAAAUGAUACAUCACUUUAACAGUCUCAUUAACAUCAAUUUCUCUCACUGCUAUAUAUUCUUAAAUGACAUUACAUAUUCUUACCGUAAAAACAUUCAUGAUAAAUGCUUUGAACCACUGCCAGAAAAGUGUGAUUAGUAUAAGUGUGGGCGAGAAAAUUUCCAUCAGUAAUCAAGCGACCUCGCCAAAGUGAUAGUCUUCAUAGUUAUAAAAGUCAUGCAAAUUAUUAUUUUACAAGAACUGCAUAGUUGCAGAAUAACAAGAUAUUGUGGAAACGUGUGACAGUAUAAAAGUCCAACGUAUCACAAGGAUGAAAUUUUUAGCUCUUACACAAAGAUUUCGGACCAGUCAUUCAUUUCAAAGACUCCUUUUAGGGAGGUAACAUAGGUUCCUUAUAACAAUAACAACUUAACACUUUACAUAAAUAUGGCACAUUGGAAUCUUAAAAAUAAUAAGUCCUUAAACCUGUUUUAUUAUGUU